This is a messenger RNA of Ictalurus punctatus (channel catfish), 3835 nucleotides long. It is a transcript of the gene grk1b, whose product is annotated as G protein-coupled receptor kinase 1 b. Gene Ontology annotation, cellular component: cytoplasm. The transcript has 7 exons. The record is from RefSeq and is a predicted model, not a curated record. Gene Ontology annotation, biological process: regulation of signal transduction; signal transduction; protein phosphorylation. NCBI's taxonomy places the organism in Eukaryota, Metazoa, Chordata, Actinopteri, Siluriformes, Ictaluridae. Gene Ontology annotation, molecular function: ATP binding; G protein-coupled receptor kinase activity. The coding region runs from base 2215 to 3699 and encodes 494 amino acids.
AUUUCUCACAACUCACAACGUUACAACAAUAAAUCUAACAUGAUGCAGAUGAAGUAGUUUUAAUCCUAAUAAAACUACGUUUUCAUACGUGGAAUUAUACACAAAUAAUCCUAACACAUAAUAACACCUACAGUUUACAGCUACCUACAGCUUACAGUUACCUACAGCUUACAGCUACCUACAGCUUACAGUUACCUACAGCUACCUACAGCUUACAGUUACCUACAGCUACCUACAGCUUACAGUUACCGACAGUUACCUACAGCUUACAGCUACCUACAGCUUACAGUUACCUACAGCUACCUACAGCUUACAGUUACCUACAGCUACCUACAGCUUACAGUUACCGACAGUUACCUACAGCUUACAGCUACCUACAGCUUACAGUUACCUACAGCUUACAGUUACCUACAGCUUACAGCUACCUACAGCUUACAGUUACCGACAGCUACCUACAGCUUACAGCUACCUACAGCUUACAGUUACCUACAGCUUACAGUUACCUACAGCUUACAGCUACCUACAGCUUACAGCUACCUACAGCUUACAGUUACCUACAGCUUACAGUUACCGACAGCUACCUACAUCUUACAGUUACCUACAGCUUAAAGUCACCUACAGUUUAGAGUUACCUACAUGUUAAAGCUAUAAUUUAUUAUACUUAAUAAAUAUUAAUUAAUAAUAUUAAUAAAGAUAUUUUAGAUAUCAUAAAUAUAAUAAGGCAUUUGUAUUUUAAUUUCUGUCUUGCUGAGUUAUUUUCAUUUGCAUGUUAUGGGGUCACCUGAUUAUCAUCGCAUGAAAUAAUCAGUUUCCACACGUUGUAAUAAACACACACUUUAUUCACUUCACAGAGGUGAGAUAUCAGCACCUAGCAUUUUGUGCUUCUGUGUUAAGAACUGAUUUACACUAAUAGUUUGUGACAGACACCUUCCCUUAUAAUCCACACACACACACACACACACACACACACACACUAAUGAAGACUCAGUUUAGUUUAACACAUGACUUUGACGUCAGUCUCUUCACUUACAACCUGAGAGAGAAAGAGAGGAGAAACAGUCAGAAAACAAAAUCAAAGAAAGGUGAAAGAAAGACAGAAUUGGACAGAGAGAGACUGUGUGUGUGUGUGUGUGUGUGUGUGUGUGUGUGUGUGUGUGUGUGUAAAGCCUACAGGCUUCAUGGCUUGCAUUUGAGAACAGUGGAUUUUUAUGUUGUUUUUCCAUUUUCUGAGGGAAACGACUAAAGAGGUAAGUGAUGAGGUCAGAUGUUAGUGUGUGUGUGUGUGUGUGUGUGUGUGUGUGUGUGUGUGCGCGCAUUCAGUACUGUAAUUAAUGCAGUAUUAGUAAUGAAUUAGUUGUGUUAAUAAGUUCUAAGAAAUGUGAAUAAAUAAAUAAUUUAUUGAGAGUGGAAAUAAAGAGUUACUGAAGAUCUCUGUGAAACGCUCACUGACUGGAUCUGAACAAAAUUAAUAAACAGAGUCAACUUGAGAACUUUUUAUUGACAAAUUUUAUUUUUUUAAUGAAGAUUCCUUCUGGGUUUGAUCAAAGCUGGUUUUGAUUUUACAGUCAGGUGUGAAACAGCAGAAAAAAGGUGACUUUACUUUCUGCCUUCAGAUUAAACAGGAACAGAAGCUCCGGAGUUUAUAAACUAAUCAUGUGUGAGAACAUUUACAUUUUACACCCCGUAACGGACGAGUGGAUGUUGUGUCUCAUGUGUGUUACAGAAUAAAAAAGAAUGAAUGAUGAAUUCAGGUCACAUCUCUGCACUUUUGUUAGACUGAUUAGUGAAGAGAAUAAUAGACUGCAGUGUCAGUGGAGAGUUAGUGUUAGAAGGAAGAAAGAUGAGAUUUAAGGUUGUGAUCGGGUCAACACUCAGAAUAGAGCCCAGUGAUCUUAAAACCUCCUGGAGUCCAAUUAGGCCAGGUUGAGCAUUAGUUAAUGAUAUAGCACGUGCACACACACACACACACACACACACACACACAGAGGGCUGGAUUAAUAACUAAUUCUGUUUGUUAAAAGCAGUUAUUUUAUUUUUUUUUACGUUCUGUGAUCCUUUAACACUAACUGUGUUACUCUCACUCUCUCUCUCACACACACACUCCCUGUCUCUCUCUCUCUCUCUCUCUCUCUCUCUCUCUCUCUCUCUGUACCUUUUUGUCCAUCUUUCUGUCUCUCCAUCUCUUUCUCUGUCUGUGCGUCUCUCAGUGCAGUGAUGGAUAUCGGGGGUUUGGAGACGGUGGUGGCGAACUCAGCGUAUGUCUCAGCUCGUGGCAGUUUGGACGCUUCAUCUGCCACAGCAAUGCGAGAUAAGAAAUAUCGAGCUAAACUGAAUCUUCCACACAUCCGAGAGUGUGAGCACAUGAAGGCCACAGUCGAUUCUGCCUUUGACAGCAUGUGUGUUCAACAGCCAAUUGGAAAGCGGCUCUUCCGGCAGUUCCUCUCCAGCGACCUCUCCCACAGAACCGCCGGAGAGUUCUGGAAGGAUGUUGAAGAAUACAACACAGUACUAGAGAAAGACCGUGUCCUGAAAGCACAAAAGAUCAUGAACCAGUACUUUGACACAAGCUCUAAAGACUUCUGCAGCUUCCUGGAGGAGAAGGCAUUGGUCCGUGUGAAGGAAGACCACAAGAACGCCAGGACUGAUCUUUUCAAGGAGAGCGAGCAGCAGCUGCUGAAAUAUCUGGAGGCCAGCGCUCUGGCUGGGUUUAAGUCCAGCCCCUACUUCCUGCGCUAUGUCCAGUUUAAGUGGCUGGAGGGACAGGCAGUGACAGAGGACUGGUUCAUGGACUUCCGUGUCCUCGGGAAGGGCGGCUUCGGUGAGGUGCAUGCCUGCCAGAUGAAGGCCACCGGAAAGAUGUAUGCCAACAAGAAGCUGAACAAGAAACGGCUGAAGAAGCGCAAAGGCUAUGAUAGUGCGAUGGUGGAAAAGAGAAUCCUGGCAAAAGUGCACAGUCGCUUCAUCGUCUCUCUCGCGUACGCUUUCCAAACCAAAAGCGACCUCUGUCUCGUCAUGACUAUCAUGAAUGGAGGAGAUCUCAGGUAUCACAUGUAUAAUGUAGAUGAGAAGAAACCAGGCUUUAGUGAAGUGAGAGCGAGUUUCUACUGUGCUCAGAUCAUCUGUGGAUUAGAACACUUACACCAACACAGGAUUAUCUAUAGAGACCUGAAACCUGAGAAUGUUCUCCUUGAUGAUGCAGGUCAUGUUCGACUGUCUGAUCUCGGGUUGGCUGUUGAACUUCCCCCAGGAAAAGACAAAACUAAAGGAUAUGCAGGAACACCAGGGUUUAUGGCUCCCGAGCUGCUGCAGAAUAAAGAAUAUAACUACAGUGUGGAUUAUUUCACCCUCGGAGUGACACUGUAUGAGAUGGUGGCAGCUAAAGGCCCGUUCAGAGUCAGAGGAGAAGAGGUGGAGAUCAGUGAGGUGACAAGGCGGAUCCUGAGUGACCCUCCCUGUUACCCGCCCACUUUCAGUAACGAGCUGAAGCAGCUGUGUGAUGGACUGAUGGAGAAAGAUCCAGAAAAACGCCUGGGCUUCAAAAACAACCAAUGUUUGGAGCUGAGAAAGCAACCAUUCUUCAGAGAAUUGCACUGGGGUCAGCUGGAGGUCUUCUUUCUCCUCCAUUUAUUCCUGAUCCUAAGAUGGUCUAUGCAAAGAACAUCGAUGACGUGGGUGUCUUCAGUACGGUUAAAGGUGUAGUGGUUGAUGCUAAAGAUAAUGAGUUUUAUAACGAGUUUUCAUCGGGGAACAUUCCUAUUCCAUGGCAGGAAGAGAUGAUAGAGACCGGAGUGUUUGGAGAGCUGAAUUUAUGGGGUGAUGAUGGGAAACUCCCCAA